This is a messenger RNA of Malus domestica (apple), 863 nucleotides long. RefSeq lists its product as uncharacterized. The record is from RefSeq and is a predicted model, not a curated record. NCBI's taxonomy places the organism in Eukaryota, Viridiplantae, Streptophyta, Magnoliopsida, Rosales, Rosaceae.
AAGAACUGCAACUUCAAACAAGUAAGCAUGUCGUCCUCCAUAUCCUCAUCUCAACAGAGCUUUCUAGCCAACGUUCUCACCCCCCCACCCCACAAACCCAAAACCAAGAUUCUCAUUUCUAACACUUUCAUCUCAUGCAAAAUAUUUGAUGAAACGCCCAGAAAGGAUGAGAACAAAUUGGCAAAGUUGGCAAUGGUGACACUGGCAGCUGGGGUGUUGACAUUGGGCUCAGUUCAUGAUGCAUCAGCUGCCAAGUCUGGUGGGAGAGUUGGAGGCCAGGCGUUUCGGUCUUCGACUCCUCGGUCUUCGUCCCCUAGGAUCAACAACAAUUCAAGGACCAAUAUCUACAUCAAUCCUCCAGUAGCACCACCUCUAGUUGGUGGCUAUGGAUAUGGCUAUGGAGUACCGUUCUUCGGAGGCUGGGGUUGGUCUCCAUUUUCAUUUUUUGCCCCAGGCCCUGGUGUUGCCAUUGGCAUCGGUGGCGGGUUCCAACUUUUCGCUUUCUUUGUGUUUCUUGGUGCUCUUGCUGCUGUUGCAAGGAGAUUCACUGGAUCAAUAGACGAAGAAGAAGAUGAUUACUAGCAACAAACAUGUUAUACAAACCGAUGCUUAUAUGCUUCAUACUGCACUGUGUUGGAAAAUAUUAGUAUUUUAUUAUUAUUUGAGUUUGCUUGUUAGUUAGUGUGUGGGCCUAGCCCAUCUGAAUUAGGGUUUUUAGGUUUUGCUCUAUAAAUAUAGCUUAUAGUUUAGCAUGGAUAAAUAAGUCAUUCACAAUGUAGUCUCUUAGGGUUUUGUAGUCGUUUCGUCAUUCUCAGUUUGUUUAAUAAUACUCUUAUUAUUUUGUUAGUCUUGAUCGUUGCGCA